Molecule: messenger RNA, 1716 nt
Organism: Oryza sativa Japonica Group (Japanese rice)
Lineage: Eukaryota; Viridiplantae; Streptophyta; Magnoliopsida; Poales; Poaceae
Product: protein DEFECTIVE IN MERISTEM SILENCING 3
Source: RefSeq, a predicted model, not a curated record
CUCCUAUCAAUCCGAAAAUUCCCCAUUUCUAUUCCCCUGCGCCCCCACACCGAAAAUUCUCUGUCGCGCGCGCUCCUUCCUCCCGUCUCCUCUCCUCUCCUCCGCUCCUCGCGCGCGCCAUCUCGCGGAGGGGAUCCUGAUCUGCAAGAAGUUCUUCUCUUAAUUUCAGAGCCUUAAUAACAGUUUGAGUUUGUUUGUUCCCCCGCAAAAAAGAGUUUGGGGGGGUUCAAUUGAAGUUGGAUCCGCCGCCCCUGCAGAUUUGGUCGCCUAGCUUCCUUACCUAUGGCGGUUCAAUCUGCAGAGCGCGGCGUGGAGGCUCCACCUCUGACGCUGUCGAUAUUCGAGUUCAACAGUAAGGUGAUGCAGGACGAGCUGCAGAAGCUGGCGCUCAAGGUGAACCACCACGAGGAGAACAUCAGGUUUCUCAAGUCGGAGCUCAAUGCCGUCGAGGACUCGUGCGCUGACCUGGGCAUUAAAAUAGGCAAUUAUUAUUCAUCGAUGGCGGCAAUUGCAAAUAAUGACACAUCUGUUGAAGAAGCUGAACAACGCACUAUUCAAAGUAUACUCAAACAGGACGAGACAGCAGCUGGGAUUAUAUGCCAACUGAAGAUUCGUCAUUAUCAGCAUGCAUCAAAGCUGCCACUGAUGAAAGAUGUCCUUGGUGUCGUAGCUACCUUGGGAAAAAUAAAUAAUGACAACCUCAGCAGGGUACUCUCAGAGUACUUGGGAUUGGACAAUAUGCUUGGUGUCGUCUGCAAGACUUAUGAUGGUGUCGAGGGUCUUGAAACAUAUGACAAGGAAGGUAUGGUUGAUAAAACCAGUGGCAUUCAUGGACUAGGUCGCACAAUUGGAAAAUUUUUAGAUGGAAGAUUCACUGUCUUUUGUCUUGAAAAUAUAAGGCCAUUUUCUGGUGAUUUUAUGAUCGAUGAUCCUCAGAGGAAACUUCUUUUGCAUAAACCAAGGUUGCCUAGUGGAGAGUUCCCACCUGGUUUUCUUGGUUUUGCAGUAAAUAUGAUACAUUUGGACCAGGCAAAUUUGAGUUGUCUCACAGCUGGGGGCCACGGUCUUAGGGAAACUUUAUUUUACAGCCUGUUUUCUCAGUUGCAAGUCUAUAAGACUAGAGCUGAAUUGCGAAAUGCUAUUCCUUUGAUAAAUGAUGGUGCUGUUUCUCUUGAUGGGUCUAUACUAAGACCUAAUGGCUCAUUCUGCCUAGGUAAUAGGGCAAGCUUAGGAAUACAAUUUCCUGUAACUGCAAAUCUUGGGGUCUCAAACUUACCCGUAACUAUCACUGAACUGGAGGAGCAAGUUAAACAUAAGAAUUGGGAAAAGGAAAGGCUUCUCGAGGAUAUAAAAAGACAAGAAGAUUUGUUGAACCAAGUUAAGGAUUUGUUCAGCAAGAAAAAGGAACAGUUCAUGGCUUAUAUCACUCAACCAGGAAUGUUACAGAGAGCAUCGCAGGCUUCACCGACAAUUCCUUCACCAGCUACUCCUGGAAGCAAUCCAUUUGGAUCAAGGCCUCCCCACCUGCGAGGAAGAUAAUAGAGCAGGUAGCGAAGAAUUGAAGGAACAUGCAAACGGGAUGUACCUUCUCCAUUAAUUUGUUGAAAUGCGUGUGGUUUCAGAACUUUCCUGCUGGAUGAUGCAAGGAAUUUUUGUUUUGAACAUGGUGUAGAAAGCAGCUUUAUCAUCAAUGAAGAAACCCAACUUUGAUGAGAA